This is a messenger RNA of Leptomonas pyrrhocoris, 601 nucleotides long. Its product is annotated as putative ADP-ribosylation factor. The coding region runs from base 44 to 601 and encodes 185 amino acids. Gene Ontology annotation, cellular component: cytoplasm; Golgi apparatus. Lineage: Eukaryota; Euglenozoa; Kinetoplastea; Trypanosomatida; Trypanosomatidae. The transcript has a single exon. Gene Ontology annotation, biological process: vesicle-mediated transport; intracellular protein transport. Gene Ontology annotation, molecular function: GTP binding; GTPase activity. The record is from RefSeq and is a predicted model, not a curated record.
AGGAAAAAGCGUAGCGCCUUCUCGCCGUGCACCUGCGCAGCGGAUGGGGUCCCUCUUCUCCAGCCUGUUCGGCAUGUUUCGCGCCAACAGGUCGUAUAAACUGCUCAUCCUCGGCCUGAACAACGCCGGCAAGACCUCCAUCCUGUACCACCUACAGCUAGGACACGCCAUCACCACCCAGCCCACGCUGGGCGGCAACACCGAGACGCUGACCAUCACGCACCCGCACACGAAUAACACCAUCACCCUCACCUGUUGGGACUUGGGGGGGCAGGAGCAGCUGCGAGCCUCGUGGAAGCUGUACUACGACCACACCGACGCCGUCCUCUUUGUGGUGGACGCGGCCGACACGGCACGCUUCGCCACGGCAAAAGAGGUGCUGCACCAGCUCCUGCACAGUGAGCCGUCUCUGCAGCACUCGGUGCUCUUGGUGCUGGCGAAUAAGCAAGAUGUGGAGUCGGCUGCCUCUCCCGCGGAGUUGAUGGAGUACUUGGAGCUCGGAAAGCUGAAGAAUCGGACGUGGACGCUGAUGGGCUGCAGUGCGUCUACAGGGGAGUCACUGCGGGAGGCGAUGAACUGGAUUGCGGAGAACGUUGUCUGA